Paraphaeosphaeria sporulosa is the source of this 1281-nucleotide messenger RNA. RefSeq names its product FAD/NAD(P)-binding domain-containing protein. The coding region runs from base 1 to 1281 and encodes 426 amino acids. NCBI's taxonomy places the organism in Eukaryota, Fungi, Ascomycota, Dothideomycetes, Pleosporales, Didymosphaeriaceae. Gene Ontology annotation, molecular function: NADH dehydrogenase activity. The record is from RefSeq and is a predicted model, not a curated record. The transcript has a single exon.
AUGGCAUCCAAGCCUACCAUCGCGAUCAUCGGAAGUGGCUGGGGCGGCUUCACGAUCUCGCACGCGCUAUCGCUCGCGAAGUACAAUGUUACAGUCAUAUCACCCUCGCGAACCAUACAAUACACACCUUUACUCGCCUCCGCGGCAGCGGGCAUGUUCAAUUUCCGCUUGGCGGAAGAGCCGGUACGGCGUCGCAACAAGCUUCCCGGCCUCUCCUAUUACAAUGCCCGUGUCGAAGACAUCGACUUCUCCUCUCGAACACUUCAGUGCAAAGCGACUCAUUCCGACAUGACCGAAGAACAUUUGAAAGAUGUAGAUUCCUUCAAGCUCAAAUACGAUAAGCUCGUCAUCGCGCCAGGAUGCGAUGUGCAGACAUUCGGCACUCCGGGAGCGCUGGAACACGCAAUAUUCCUCAGGACGACAGAUGACGCCCGGAAAAUCCAGAAGCGUAUACUGGAUAUGGUGGAUGCGGCGUCGAUUCCUGGCUUGACAGAUACGCAGCAACGUGACAUGCUGCGCAUCUUGAUUGUGGGCGGCGGCGCCAUUGGCAUUGAAGCGACGGCCGAGUUGUUCGAUCUCUGGGACCACGAGCUGCGACAUGUGUAUCCGCACUUGGACGGCAAAGUUACCAUGGAGAUCCACGAUGUUGCACCUGCUCUGUUAGGUACGUUCGACAAAAGGCUUGGGGAGUACGCAGCGCGGAAGCUCGAAGGGCGAGGUGUGCAAAUCAAAACGAGCAGCCAUAUCGAGAAGGUUGACGCUGGUGCCAUCUGGACGAAGGAGAUCGGCGAAUUGCGUUACGGGAUGCUGAUCUGGGCAACCGGUAACGGGACCAAUCCACUUGUCGAGAAGCUGGACGUCAAGAAGGACGGCAAGCUCCAGCGCAUCGUGACCGACAAACGACUCCGAGUGUUCGAUACGAAUGAUCAGCUCAUUGAAGACGUCUACGCUCUGGGCGAUUCCGCUGACAUUGAGGGAUACACGCUUCCUACUUUGGCUGAAGUGGCGUUGCAGAAGGCUCAGUACCUUGCAAAAGAAUUAAAUGAGGCCGAGGAACCAGCGAAGGCAUUCGAAUACAAUCAACGAGCCAACAUUGCCUAUCUAGGUCAGCAUGAUGGUGUUAUUGGUGGUAAGGAGCAGUGGACGGGGCAGUCGGCGUGGUUGGCGUGGAGGAGCGGUAGUAUCUACCACUGGCCACGAAGUUGGAGGAGGACAAUUAUGAUUGGUGUCAGUUGGUUUUUCAAUAAAAUUGGGGGAAGAGAUAUUGCUAGAAAGUGGUGA